This is a messenger RNA of Physella acuta, 1302 nucleotides long. Its product is annotated as glycoprotein 3-alpha-L-fucosyltransferase A-like. Lineage: Eukaryota; Metazoa; Mollusca; Gastropoda; Physidae. The record is from RefSeq and is a predicted model, not a curated record. Gene Ontology annotation, cellular component: membrane. Gene Ontology annotation, molecular function: fucosyltransferase activity.
AUGAGUUUACAGUUGACGUCAUGUUAUCCCAAACACCUCACUUACUUUUCCAUCGCCGUCAUCGUCGUGUUUUUGACCACCCUGGUCACCUACGACGCACUGGUCACCCAAAACUUUGUCGUAGGACUCCCGGCCACCCUACUCAACACCAUCCACAACUACAGCGAGAUUUGGUUCAACUCUCCCAGAAACAACAACCCUACAGAUAUCAACACGUUAAGAAUUGAGCUUAAAAAGUUGGGGUACGAACCAGUGGAAGACCACGAGUUCGAAUCCCCGUUUAUCGUAAAUCCAAAACUAUACCCAAACGUUUCCAAACAUUACCUUAACAUCACCAACAACCCUAUGAAAAUCAUAUCGCUCUACAACUGCCCGAACUGGUUCAUUAAUCACGCAGAGUCAAACCUGUUCAACAGCGACUUUAACAGGUGUGAGUACAGGUGUACCGUCGACCUGACAGGUGACAGGAAACAAGAGGCCGAUGUACUCAUCUUUUUUGUGGGGUAUUUAAAAGGGGAACCCCCGGCCCGACCCAGGGGUCAGAUUUGGGUCAAGGCCAUGUGGGAAUCUCCGGUACACUAUCGCUACCCUAGUCCGUAUGAAUCAUGGAGAAGUGUCUUCAACUGGACCUACACCUACAGGGUCGACUCGGAUAUUUUUGCACCCAAUAACCUUUUCGCCUGGAGAGACAGGACGCUGUUGCUAAGUGAUGGGGAAUAUCUUGGAAUCUUCAAAAAUAAAACCAAGAUGGCGGCGUGGUGGGUGAGCCACUGUGGUGCCAACAGCAAACGUGACCAGUACGUUAAAGAACUACAGAAAUAUAUAGAUGUUGAUAUCUACGGGAAAUGCGGCCCACUAAAAUGUCCAAAUAAGGAGAAAAAUGCAGAACAGUGUGAGCAGAUGCUGACAACAACCUACAAAUUCUACCUGAGCUUUGAAAACUCACUCUGUAAAGAUUACCUGACGGAAAAAUUUUACCGAAAUUUCGCCGAAAGACUGCAUGUCAUUCCUAUAGCGCGGGGCGGUUUCGACUACCAAAAAUAUAUUCCGCCAGGCGGAUUUGUCGACGCUUCACAGUUUUCUAACGCUACGGAAUUAGCAAAGUAUCUGAUCAAUUUAGGAAAUGACCCAUUGAGAUACGCACAAAUGUUGAAGGAAAAAGAUAAACUAGCGAUUUUGAACAGGAAAUUUGACUGGUGUGAUAUAUGUGAAAAAGUUCAUACGGACAAGAGGGUUAAAAUAAUUCCUGACAUUAGGGAGUGGUCUCAUAAAGAUACGUGUUACAAACCCACAGAUUUGUGA